GCACAGCACUCAAAGGACCAGCUAAAAUGUGCAUAGGACUUUGUGCCUUACGUGGUUUACUUAAUGUCUAGACAAAAUGCAGAUGAGCCCUGUGAUCUAAUUGAAAACACCAGUUCUGCAUUUGUAAUAUGGAAACAUAUCAAUCAAGAGACCACGAGGAUUAACAUGCUGGACAUUUUUUUUUUUUAUUGGCUCCGUACUUGUUCCACCAUCUUUAAUUUUUAUAACAAACAAAGACAGAGCAAAGACAAAAUAACAGCAGAAUGACCCAAACCAAACAGAAGUGGACAAUGGAGAACAGCGAGCAAUUAGAAGACAAACAAACACAAGCCUUCAUAAAAACCAAGACGGAAACUAUUAAAAGACAAAGACAAUUGACAUGUCAAGUAUUGGGAGAGAUUGAAAAACUUUUGGAAGAGACACAAAGAGGGAGAGAUGAAAUUGACUACCUGAGGACAAAUACAGAGCAACAACAGGAGGACAUUGACAGACUGACAGCUGAAAAACAUGAGCAGCACUUAUUAAUAAAAAGUUUGAGAUUAGAGAUAGAAAAUGUUAUUGAGAAACUCAAGGAGAAUAGAAAUGAAGCUACUCAGGAAAAAAUGCAACUUCUGAAAAUGCAGACUGAAUUAAUCCAAGAGAAGGAAACUCUGGACAGACAACGUAAUGAGCUCAUUAAUGAGCGACAGAAGCUGGAAAUGAUCAAGUAUGAUCAGACAAAAUCGAAAGAAAGUAAGGAACCCAUUGAGCAGAUAAAGAGAGAGCAGGAGAUAACAGAGAAGAUGAUGACUGACAGUCUGCUGAAUCUAAUUAACAAAAAUAAGAAAAUAAUGCUUGAAGCAAAGCAGGCAAAAGAACAGAUAGAGAAAAACAUGGUAGACAUAAAGCAAGAGUUAAAGAGAAAUAAAAAGGUUAAUUCACAAAAUCAAGAUCAGAUUGACUGCAUCAAACAUAAUAUGAAUGUAAAUAUCAACAAGAUGAAGCAAGGGUGGACAAAAUUUCAAAGAGCUGUCAAAAUACAGAAAGCUGUAGUCCCAAAGGAGGAAAGCAGGGCAAAGCAGAAAGACGAAAAAGGCUCCUCUGAAACUGUCAAAAUUGAUCUCAGCAGAAUCCAGGAAGAGAUGGAGAAGCUUUGGGAGGUGCUAGACGAGGUUGAACUACAACUGGAAUUGACUGUUAGAGAGAAGCAGGAGCUAAAGACAGAUAGAUUUGAUGAGCAGAAGAUAAUAAUUCAUCAGGUUGACAGAACCAGAGAAAUAAUAAAACAUAAAGAAAAUCAGUUUGAGGAAGACAAUGUAGACCCAAGCAACAAUAAUGAAUUAAACACUGACAUGAAGAGAGGGAUUGUUGAAGAAGAAGAAAUCAAAAAUAUGUUGUGUAGGGUGAGAGAAGAUGCAGAGCAAAGCAGGAGGGACUUAACAGAAGAAAAGAGCAAAAUCCAGUGGAUGAAUUUCCGAGUAAAAAAAAGCGAAGAGAGCUUGACCAACAGCUGGAGAGGACCAUGAGAGAGAGGGAUGAGGUAGAAAUCAUCAGAUUAAAGAUACAACAACAAAGGAAGGGGGUGGAACAAAAGCUUGAAGACACAAUAACUUCAAUUCUGACUAUGAGUGAGAUAAAAGCCAGCAUAGAAAAAGCAGCUGCAGAGAUGAACAUCACCAGGGAGGAAAUGCUUAAAGUCCAAAGAGAGAUGGAUCAGAACAAGGAAGACAUCAAAAAGAACAUGGAUAAAAUGACUUCCAUGAAAGCUCAGGUCAGCAAAUGGAAAUUGACUGAAUCUGCAACAACUAAACUUCAGGAACCACAGAAAGAAACAGACAGAGACCGUGUCAAAGAUCAAACAUUUGAAAUUCCUACAAACAUAGAAGAAGGAGAAGAUAAAAUGACUAAAGAGACCUCUUUGCAACAAUCCAUAACAUUAGAAGACUGGCAUCGAAGUGAAGAAGUAAAAGAACAGGAACAGAAGCAUUCAGAGCACAAGCACGAACGAAGACAAGAACUCCAUUUUUUUGCAGUAGACAUGAAGAAAGAGCAGAAUGUUUUCUUACAGAUGCAGACAAAAAUUUGUGAAGAAACAUUAAUGGGUGAUGAUCAGUCAAAAUCAGUGAUACAUGUAAGAGAAAUUAAAGAAGUAGAAAAGCAAAUGUCCAAACUCAAAGAGAGAGAGAAGAAAAUAAAAGAGCAAAUAAAGUAUGCCUUGGAGAACAUGGAGCAAAAACAUCAAGAGAUUCAAAAGCUCAUUUCGGAUAUAUAUGUCCUGCAAAGUCAAAAUCCAGGGAUUGAAAAUGGAUUACAUAUUGUAAUAAAGUGGAAUGACAUUCAAAGAGAAAAGGAAGUACUGAGGAAAGAGACCAAAAAAAGAAAAAGAGAAUUGGAGCAAAGACUGGAAGAAACAAUGACAGAGAUGGAUGAGUCAGUGAUAUUGAGGAUAAAAUUCCAGCAGCAGGAGGAGCUGGAUGAGGAGAAGCAGAGAUCAAAAGACCAGAUUAUCCAAGUUUACAGAGAACAGGAUGAAAACAUUCAGGAAAAGCAUGAGGUGAAAAACAUCAGGGAGGAAGUUAAAAUGAUACACCAAAGCUCAAAAGCCACAGAUUCCAUAAUUGAGCUUCAAAACACGAGACAAAAGAUUAAUGUAAAUUUGGAAAUAAUUAGGAAGAAAAUGGGAAUUCUGGAAAAUGUAAAUAUCAAUUUAGGGGAACAAAGAGAAGGGCUCAAGGCAUUAAAAACCGAGAUAAGGACUGUAAGAGACAACAUGAGCCAAAUUAAAUAUCAGAUAAAGAUGGACUUAAAAAAAAGGACGAUACAAACUGAAGUAGAGAUGGAUGAAAUGAUCCACAUGAAGAAGGAUGUUCAAGAACAAAAACAAGGGCUUGAAACCAGACUAAAAGAAGUUAAAAGAGAAAGAAGAGAGUUGGAAGUGUUGAAGUCUGAGUUGGAAAUCGAAAAAAGAGAAAAUAGACAGAUGAUCCGCAAAAGCAUUCGAAAAGAGCAGGAAGGUAAAAAGAUGUGGGCAGAGGUCAAAGUAGAAAAAGAUGCCCUCAAGAGGGAGACACAAAAGAGGAAAAAGGAACUUGACGAGCGACUGGAGAGGAUCAACAGAGAGAGGGAUGAACUGGAGAUCAUGAAACUGAAGAUACAGAGAGAAAAAGACAAGAGCAAAAGUGGAAUGGGAGAAUCCGGGAUGGCAAAAGACACAAAAGUUCCAAUUCUUGUCCAAAAGCACUGGAAACUAAUUCAGACACUUAUGGAGAAAUAUAAAGUCAUAAAAAAGCAGAGUGAAGAUGUAAAUGAAUACUUUAAAGAUCAAAAACGGCACAUGGAGUACCAUGCAAAAAUAAUAACCCAAAAUAUCAAGAUGGACAUUCAAAGACAAAAGGAAAUGAUGAUAUGUGCUUUAAAGAAGAUGCAACAAAUGCAAACACAUUUAGAGCAAGAGAAGAUAAAUAUCAUAAAAGUCAAUAUCAAUCAAACAACCAAAAAAGAAAAGGAGGGACUCAGAGAAAGAUCGGGAGAAUUAGUCUUGAGUGAGAAAGAGCCCGGCAAUGAAAAUGAGUUAUUCAAAACUGAGGCAAUGAUGCUCAAACAUGAACAACAUGAAGAAAAGAAAGAACAAAAUGAAAUGAAGAGACGGAUUCAUGAUAAGGCAAGUGAGAAAGGAAUAAAAAUACCAAGAACUAAAAGGAAUCUAAUGCAGAAGAAGGUAGAUGAAGCAAAAGAGAAAAUGGAGGAAUUCCAAUGUGGAAAAGGGCACAAUGAAGAAGAAGAGGUGAAUUUGAUGAAUGAAAAAAUACAUUCAAAUAAUUCUAAGGACACUCUUGUUUUACCACUUCAAGAUUUCAUUAAUGAGAAAGCAGACAUUUUAAAAACUGAAAUAAAACUACAUUUGAAAACUGAAAUUACACCAGGCAAAGAGAAAUUGCAAUAUAAAAGGAAACUAGAGCUUGGAUUUAAAGAAUCCGACCCAAAAGUGCUGAUAAACAAACAUGAAAUUAAAUCUAGAAAAAUUAAAUUUGACGUCCAUGAAGAAAUGAAGGAGUUGGAAGAAUGUGAACAUGGAGAAGAAAAAGAAACCAGGCUAAAAAUUAAACAAAUUGAGCUGGAAUCAGAUAAAGUCGAAGAAAAGAGUGCAAAGAGCAUCAAACUUUUAGAAAAAGAAGGUCUGAUAAAAAUGUCAGAUGUGUUUAUUGCUUUGAAACAAAAAGAACAACAUCUCAAAGAUGCUGACAUCAAGAAACAAAUACAAGAACUGGAAAGCAGUAAGAACAGUGUACUGGCAGAAAGAGAGGAACUGGAACUUUUGAGGAAGGAUCUCAAUAAGAAGAAAGAAGAGGUUGAAGCUGCCAUGAACACCAUCAGUGUAGAGAGAGAACAACUCAGUCUGAUGAAGAGUAGUACUGACAUGAACAGACACAUGUUGGACAAUGAAAAGGACAGAAUGGAAGGAGAAAGGUCUGAACUGAAACUAAGAGAAGAUCAACUCUUGAAUAAAAUGAAAUCUAUAGAAACUCUGAGAGGAAAUAUUCAACAGCUGAAUGAAAGGAUGAGUGAAGACAUGAAAAAGAAGAUGGAAAGAUUACAACAAAACAAUGAAGAUGGAGUAAUGCUGUACUCUGUAUUGGAACAAAAGCUUGCAGCUCUAGAUGUACAGAAAGAAAACAUGGCUUGUUACACUGAGCUGAUAGAGAGAGAAAAGAAAGGUCUCAUGAGUAUACUGUCAGACAUGGUCAUCCAGAGAGAAGACAUGGAAAACAAUUGGAAGCAGAAGCUUGAGUUGGACAAACAAGAUGUCAUCAAACUGAAGGCAGAGCUGAAGCAAGACAGAGAUGAUCUGGAUACAGGGAGUGAAAUGAAGAACAAAGAGAAACUGGACUUGGAGCUGAUGAGGUCUGACAUCCUGAAACAAAGAGAGAUAUUAGAACAAGAGAAAGAAGAUAUAAAAGGGGAAAGAUGCAACCUGGAAAUUACAAAGACUGAGCUACAAAAGAAGAAAGAACUUGCAGACAGUCAGCUUGAUGAGAUACAAAGAGAGAAAGGCAACGUUAAAGAUUCUAUCCUACAGCUUCAGACAGAAAGAGACAAACUUGAGAACCAGAUGAACAUGAUUAUUUUAAAACAAGAAGAACAAGAACUCAAGGAAAACCAGUUCACAAUACAAGCACAAGAACUGGAAAGCAGUAAGAACAGUGUACUGGCUGAAAGAGAGGAACUGGAACUUCUAAGGAAGGAUCUCAACAAGAAGAAAGAAGAGGUUGAAGCUGCCAUAAACACCAUCAGUGUAGAGAGAGAACAACUCAGUCUGAUGAAGAGUAGUACUGACAUGAACAGACACAUGUUGGACAAUGAAAAGGACAGAAUGGAAGGAGAAAGGUCUGAACUGAAACUAAGAGAAGAUCAACUCUUGAAUAAAAUGAAAUCUAUAGAAACUCUGAGAGGAAAUAUUCAACAGCUGAAUGAAAGGAUGAGUGAAGACAUGAAAAAGAAGAUGGAAAGAUUACAACAAAACAAUGAAGAUGUAGUAAUGUUGUACUCUGUAUUGGAACAAAAGCUUGCAGCUCUAGAUGUACAGAAAGAAAACAUGGCUUGUUACACUGAGCUGAUAGAGAGAGAAAAGAAAGGUCUCAUGAGUAUACUGUCAGACAUGGUCAUCCAGAGAGAAGACAUGGAAAACAAUUGGAAGCAGAAGCUUGAGUUGGACAAACAAGAUGUCAUCAAACUGAAGGCAGAGCUGAAGCAAGACAGAGAUGAUCUGGAUACAGAGAGUGACAUGAUGAACAAAGAGAAACUGGACUUGGAGCUGAUGAGGUCUGACAUCCUGAAACAAAGAGAGAUAUUAGAACAAGAGGAAGAUAUAAAAGGGGAAAGAUGCAACCUGGAAAUUACAAAGACUGAGCUACAAAAGAAGAAAGAACUUGCAGACAGUCAGCUUGAUGAGAUAAAAAGAGAGAAAGGCAACAUUAAAGAUUUGAUCCUACAGCUUCAGACAGAAAGAGACAAACUUGAGAACCAGAUGAACAUGAUUAUCUUAAAACAAGAAGAACAAGAACUCAAGGAAAACCAGUUCACACUACAAGCACAAGAACUGGAAAGCAGUAAGAACAGUGUACUGGCUGAAAGAGAGGAACUGGAACUUCUAAGGAAGGAUCUCAACAAGAAGAAAGAAGAGGUUGAAGCUGCCAUAAACACCAUCAGUGUAGAGAGAGAACAACUCAGUCUGAUGAAGAGUAGUACUGACAUGAACAGACACAUGUUGGACAAUGAAAAGGACAGAAUGGAAGGAGAAAGGUCUGAACUGAAACUAAGAGAAGAUCAACUCUUGAAUAAAAUGAAAUCUAUAGAAACUCUGAGAGGAAAUAUUCAACAGCUGAAUGAAAGGAUGAGUGAAGACAUGAAAAAGAAGAUGGAAAGAUUACAACAAAACAAUGAAGAUGUAGUAAUGCUGUACUCUGUGUUGGAACAAAAGCUUGCAGCUCUAAAUGUACAGAAAGAAAACAUGGCUUGUUACACUGAGCUGAUAGAGAGAGAAAAGAAAGGUCUCAUGAGUAUACUGUCAGACAUGGUCAUCCAGAGAGAAGACAUGGAAAACAAUUGGAAGCAGAAGCUUGAGUUGGACAAACAAGAUGUCAUCAAACUGAAGGCAGAGCUGAAGCAAGACAGAGAUGAUCUGGAUACAGAGAGUGACAUGAUGAACAAAGAGAAACUGGACUUGGAGCUGAUGAGGUCUGACACCCUGAAACAAAGAGAGAUAUUAGAACAAGAGAAAGAAGAUAUAAAAGGGGAAAGAUGCAACCUGGAAAUUACAAAGACUGAGCUACAAAAGAAGAAAGAACUUGCAGACAGUCAGCUUGAUGAGAUACAAAGAGAGAAAGGCAACAUUAAAGAUUUGAUCCUACAGCUUCAGACAGAAAGAGACAAACUUGAGAACCAGAUGAACAUGAUUAUCUUACAACAAGAAGAACAAGAACUCAAGGAAAACCAAUUCACAAUACAAGCAAAAGAACUGGAAAGCAGUAAGAACAGUGUACUGGCUGAAAGAGAGGAACUGGAACUUCUAAGGAAGGAUCUCAACAAGAAGAAAGAAGAGGUUGAAGCUGCCAUAAACACCAUCAGUGUAGAGAGAGAACAACUCAGUCUGAUGAAGAGUAGUACUGACAUGAACAGACACAUGUUGGACAAUGAAAAGGACAGAAUGGAAGGAGAAAGGUCUGAACUGAAACUAAGAGAAGAUCAACUCUUGAAUAAAAUGAAAUCUAUAGAAACUCUGAGAGGAAAUAUUCAACAGCUGAAUGAAAGGAUGAGUGAAGACAUGAAAAAGAAGAUGGAAAGAUUACAACAAAACAAUGAAGAUGUAGUAAUGUUGUACUCUGUGUUGGAACAAAAGCUUGCAGUUCUAAAUGGACAGAAAGAAAACAUGGCUUGUUACACUGAGCUGAUAGAGAGAGAAAAGAAAGGUCUCAUGAGUAUACUGUCAGACAUGGUCAUCCAGAGAGAAGACAUGGAAAACAAUUGGAAGCAGAAGCUUGAGUUGGACAAACAAGAUGUCAUCAAACUGAAGGCAGAGCUGAAGCAAGACAGAGAUGAUCUGGAUACAGAGAGUGACAUGAUGAACAAAGAGAAACUGGACUUGGAGCUGAUGAGGUCUGACAUCCUGAAACAAAGAGAGAUAUUAGAACAAGAGAAAGAAGAUAUAAAAGGGGAAAGAUGCAACCUGGAAAUUACAAAGACUGAGCUACAAAAGAAGAAAGAACUUGCAGACAGUCAGCUUGAUGAGAUAAAAAGAGAGAAAGGCAACAUUAAAGAUUUGAUCCUACAGCUUCAGACAGAAAGAGACAAACUUGAGAACCAGAUGAACAUGAUUAUCUUAAAACAAGAAGAACAAGAACUCAAGGAAAACCAGUUCACACUACAAGCAAAGAACUGGAAAGCACUUGCAGUUCUAAAUGGACAGAAAGAAAACAUGGCUUGUUACACUGAGCUGAUAGAGAGAGAAAAGAAAGGUCUCAUGAGUAUACUGUCAGACAUGGUCAUCCAGAGAGAAGACAUGGAAAACAAUUGGAAGCAGAAGCUUGAGUUGGACAAACAAGAUGUCAUCAAACUGAAGGCAGAGCUGAAGCAAGACAGAGAUGAUCUGGAUACAGAGAGUGACAUGAUGAACAAAGAGAAACUGGACUUGGAGCUGAUGAGGUCUGACAUCCUGAAACAAAGAGAGAUAUUAGAACAAGAGAAAGAAGAUAUAAAAGGGGAAAGAUGCAAGCUGGAAAUUACAAAGACUGAGCUACAAAAGAAGAAAGAACUUGCAGACAUUCUAAAUGGACAGAAAGAAAACAUGGCUUGUUACACUGAGCUGAUAGAGAGAGAAAAGAAAGGUCUCAUGAGUAUACUGUCAGACAUGGUCAUCCAGAGAGAAGACAUGGAAAACAAUUGGAAGCAGAAGCUUGAGUUGGACAAACAAGAUGUCAUCAAACUGAAGGCAGAGCUGAAGCAAGACAGAGAUGAUCUGGAUACAGAGAGUGACAUGAUGAACAAAGAGAAACUGGACUUGGAGCUGAUGAGAGAGAAACAACUCAGUCUGAUGAAGAGUAGUACUGACAUGAACAGACACAUGUUGGACAAUGAAAAGGACAGAAUGGAAGGAGAAAGGUGUGAACUGAAACUAAGAGAAGAUCAACUCUUGAAUAAAAUGAAAUCUAUAGAAACUCUGAGAGGAAAUAUUCAACAGCUGAAUGAAAGGAUGAGUGAAGACAUGAAAAAGAAGAUGGAAAGAUUACAACAAAACAAUGAAGAUGUAGUAAUGUUGUACUCUGUGUUGGAACAAAAGCUUGCAGCUCUAGAUGGACAGAAAGAAAACAUGGCUUGUUACACUGAGCUGAUAGAGAGAGAAAAGAAAGGUCUCAUGAGUAUACUGUCAGACAUGGUCAUCCAGAGAGAAGACAUGGAAAACAAUUGGAAGCAGAAGCUUGAGUUGGACAAACAAGAUGUCAUCAAACUGAAGGCAGAGCUGAAGCAAGACAGAGAUGAUCUGGAUACAGAGAGUGACAUGAUGAACAAAGAGAAACUGGACUUGGAGCUGAUGAGGUCUGACAUCCUGAAACAAAGAGAGAUAUUAGAACAAGAGAAAGAAGAUAUAAAAGGGGAAAGAUGCAACCUGGAAAUUACAAAGACUGAGCUACAAAAGAAGAAAGAACUUGCAGACAGUCAGCUUGAUGAGAUAAAAAGAGAGAAAGGCAACAUUAAAGAUUUGAUCCUACAGCUUCAGACAGAAAGAGACAAACUUGAGAACCAGAUGAACAUGAUUAUCUUAAAACAAGAAGAACAAGAACUCAAGGAAAACCAGUUCACACUACAAGCACAAGAACUGGAAAGCAGUAAGAACAGUGUACUGGCUGAAAGAGAGGAACUGGAACUUCUAAGGAAGGAUCUCAACAAGAAGAAAGAAGAGGUUGAAGCUGCCAUAAACACCAUCAGUGUAGAGAGAGAACAACUCAGUCUGAUGAAGAGUAGUACUGACAUGAACAGACACAUGUUGGACAAUGAAAAGGACAGAAUGGAAGGAGAAAGGUCUGAACUGAAACUAAGAGAAGAUCAACUCUUGAAUAAAAUGAAAUCUAUAGAAACUCUGAGAGGAAAUAUUCAACAGCUGAAUGAAAGGAUGAGUGAAGACAUGAAAAAGAAGAUGGAAAGAUUACAACAAAACAAUGAAGAUGUAGUAAUGCUGUACUCUGUGUUGGAACAAAAGCUUGCAGCUCUAAAUGUACAGAAAGAAAACAUGGCUUGUUACACUGAGCUGAUAGAGAGAGAAAAGAAAGGUCUCAUGAGUAUACUGUCAGACAUGGUCAUCCAGAGAGAAGACAUGGAAAACAAUUGGAAGCAGAAGCUUGAGUUGGACAAACAAGAUGUCAUCAAACUGAAGGCAGAGCUGAAGCAAGACAGAGAUGAUCUGGAUACAGAGAGUGACAUGAUGAACAAAGAGAAACUGGACUUGGAGCUGAUGAGGUCUGACAUCCUGAAACAAAGAGAGAUAUUAGAACAAGAGAAAGAAGAUAUAAAAGGGGAAAGAUGCAACCUGGAAAUUACAAAGACUGAGCUACAAAAGAAGAAAGAACUUGCAGACAGUCAGCUUGAUGAGAUAAAAAGAGAGAAAGGCAACAUUAAAGAUUUGAUCCUACAGCUUCAGACAGAAAGAGACAAACUUGAGAACCAGAUGAACAUGAUUAUCUUAAAACAAGAAGAACAAGAACUCAAGGAAAACCAGUUCACAAUACAAGAAGAACUGGAAAGCAGUAAGAACAGUGUACUGGCUGAAAGAGAGGAACUGGAACUUCUAAGGAAGGAUCUCAACAAGAAGAAAGAAGAGGUUGAAGCUGCCAUAAACACCAUCAGUGUAGAGAGAGAACAACUCAGUCUGAUGAAGAGUAGUACUGACAUGAACAGACACAUGUUGGACAAUGAAAAGGACAGAAUGGAAGGAGAAAGGUCUGAACUGAAACUAAGAGAAGAUCAACUCUUGAAUAAAAUGAAAUCUAUAGAAACUCUGAGAGGAAAUAUUCAACAGCUGAAUGAAAGGAUGAGUGAAGACAUGAAAAAGAAGAUGGAAAGAUUACAACAAAACAAUGAAGAUGUAGUAAUGUUGUACUCUGUGUUGGAACAAAAGCUUGCAGCUCUAAAUGGACAGAAAGAAAACAUGGCUUGUUACACUGAGCUGAUAGAGAGAGAAAAGAAAGGUCUCAUGAGUAUACUGUCAGACAUGGUCAUCCAGAGAGAAGACAUGGAAAACAAUUGGAAGCAGAAGCUUGAGUUGGACAAACAAGAUGUCAUCAAACUGAAGGCAGAGCUGAAGCAAGACAGAGAUGAUCUGGAUACAGAGAGUGACAUGAUGAACAAAGAGAAACUGGACUUGGAGCUGAUGAGGUCUGACAUCCUGAAACAAAGAGAGAUAUUAGAACAAGAGAAAGAAGAUAUAAAAGGGGAAAGAUGCAAGCUGGAAAUUACAAAGACUGAGCUACAAAAGAAGAAAGAACUUGCAGACAGUCAGCUUGAUGAGAUAAAAAGAGAGAAAGGCAACAUUAAAGAUUUGAUCCUACAGCUUCAGACAGAAAGAGACAAACUUGAGAACCAGAUGAACAUGAUUAUCUUAAAACAAGAAGAACAAGAACUCAAGGAAAACCAGUUCACACUACAAGCACAAGAACUGGAAAGCAGUAAGAACAGUGUACUGGCUGAAAGAGAGGAACUGGAACUUCUAAGGAAGGAUCUCAACAAGAAGAAAGAAGAGGUUGAAGCUGCCAUAAACACCAUCAGUGUAGAGAGAGAACAACUCAGUCUGAUGAAGAGUAGUACUGACAUGAACAGACACAUGUUGGACAAUGAAAAGGACAGAAUGGAAGGAGAAAGGUCUGAACUGAAACUAAGAGAAGAUCAACUCUUGAAUAAAAUGAAAUCUAUAGAAACUCUGAGAGGAAAUAUUCAACAGCUGAAUGAAAGGAUGAGUGAAGACAUGAAAAAGAAGAUGGAAAGAUUACAACAAAACAAUGAAGAUGUAGUAAUGUUGUACUCUGUGUUGGAACAAAAGCUUGCAGCUCUAAAUGGACAGAAAGAAAACAUGGCUUGUUACACUGAGCUGAUAGAGAGAGAAAAGAAAGGUCUCAUGAGUAUACUGUCAGACAUGGUCAUCCAGAGAGAAGACAUGGAAAACAAUUGGAAGCAGAAGCUUGAGUUGGACAAACAAGAUGUCAUCAAACUGAAGGCAGAGCUGAAGCAAGACAGAGAUGAUCUGGAUACAGAGAGUGACAUGAUGAACAAAGAGAAACUGGACUUGGAGCUGAUGAGGUCUGACAUCCUGAAACAAAGAGAGAUAUUAGAACAAGAGAAAGAAGAUAUAAAAGGGGAAAGAUGCAACCUGGAAAUUACAAAGACUGAGCUACAAAAGAAGAAAGAACUUGCAGACAGUCAGCUUGAUGAGAUAAAAAGAGAGAAAGGCAACAUUAAAGAUUUGAUCCUACAGCUUCAGACAGAAAGAGACAAACUUGAGAACCAGAUGAACAUGAUUAUCUUAAAACAAGAAGAACAAGAACUCAAGGAAAACCAGUUCACACUACAAGCACAAGAACUGGAAAGCAGUAAGAACAGUGUACUGGCUGAAAGAGAGGAACUGGAACUUCUAAGGAAGGAUCUCAACAAGAAGAAAGAAGAGGUUGAAGCUGCCAUAAACACCAUCAGUGUAGAGAGAGAACAACUCAGUCUGAUGAAGAGUAGUACUGACAUGAACAGACACAUGUUGGACAAUGAAAAGGACAGAAUGGAAGGAGAAAGGUCUGAACUGAAACUAAGAGAAGAUCAACUCUUGAAUAAAAUGAAAUCUAUAGAAACUCUGAGAGGAAAUAUUCAACAGCUGAAUGAAAGGAUGAGUGAAGACAUGAAAAAGAAGAUGGAAAGAUUACAACAAAACAAUGAAGAUGUAGUAAUGUUGUACUCUGUGUUGGAACAAAAGCUUGCAGCUCUAAAUGGACAGAAAGAAAACAUGGCUUGUUACACUGAGCUGAUAGAGAGAGAAAAGAAAGGUCUCAUGAGUAUACUGUCAGACAUGGUCAUCCAGAGAGAAGACAUGGAAAACAAUUGGAAGCAGAAGCUUGAGUUGGACAAACAAGAUGUCAUCAAACUGAAGGCAGAGCUGAAGCAAGACAGAGAUGAUCUGGAUACAGAGAGUGACAUGAUGAACAAAGAGAAACUGGACUUGGAGCUGAUGAGGUCUGACAUCCUGAAACAAAGAGAGAUAUUAGAACAAGAGAAAGAAGAUAUAAAAGGGGAAAGAUGCAACCUGGAAAUUACAAAGACUGAGCUACAAAAGAAGAAAGAACUUGCAGACAGUCAGCUUGAUGAGAUAAAAAGAGAGAAAGGCAACAUUAAAGAUUUGAUCCUACAGCUUCAGACAGAAAGAGACAAACUUGAGAACCAGAUGAACAUGAUUAUCUUAAAACAAGAAGAACAAGAACUCAAGGAAAACCAGUUCACACUACAAGCACAAGAACUGGAAAGCAGUAAGAACAGUGUACUGGCUGAAAGAGAGGAACUGGAACUUCUAAGGAAGGAUCUCAACAAGAAGAAAGAAGAGGUUGAAGCUGCCAUAAACACCAUCAGUGUAGAGAGAGAACAACUCAGUCUGAUGAAGAGUAGUACUGACAUGAACAGACACAUGUUGGACAAUGAAAAGGACAGAAUGGAAGGAGAAAGGUCUGAACUGAAACUAAGAGAAGAUCAACUCUUGAAUAAAAUGAAAUCUAUAGAAACUCUGAGAGGAAAUAUUCAACAGCUGAAUGAAAGGAUGAGUGAAGACAUGAAAAAGAAGAUGGAAAGAUUACAACAAAACAAUGAAGAUGUAAGAGAAGACAUGGAAAACAAUUGGAAGCAGAAGCUUGAGUUGGACAAACAAGAUGUCAUCAAACUGAAGGCAGAGCUGAAGCAAGACAGAGAUGAUCUGGAUACAGAGAGUGACAUGAUGAACAAAGAGAAACUGGACUUGGAGCUGAUGAGGUCUGACAUCCUGAAACAAAGAGAGAUAUUAGAACAAGAGAAAGAAGAUAUAAAAGGGGAAAGAUGCAACCUGGAAAUUACAAAGACUGAGCUACAAAAGAAGAAAGAACUUGCAGACAGUCAGCUUGAUGAGAUAAAAAGAGAAAAGGCAACAUUAAAGAUUUGA
Molecule: messenger RNA, 13687 nt
Organism: Anoplopoma fimbria (sablefish)
Lineage: Eukaryota; Metazoa; Chordata; Actinopteri; Perciformes; Anoplopomatidae
Product: golgin subfamily A member 4-like
Molecular function (GO): DNA binding
Source: RefSeq, a predicted model, not a curated record